GCAAACAAACAAACAAAAAUAAAUAAAUACACGUUUUAAAAACAACCUUUUCUCCUCAACACAAUCAUUUACACACAUUCACUAUUACUUUGUUUGGAUAGCAACAAUUAAAAAAAUAAAGAAAAUUCUCUCAUCUCUCUUUGAGCGAAAGAGACAAAGAUCGAAUUAUUUAAAAUUAAAAAAACCCCUUAAAAAUGAAUAUAACAGAAGAAGAAACAACAACUUCAUUAAUUAUUAAUUCAAUAUCUUCAUUUCCCCCAACAUUUCCCCCAACAUUUUCAACUCAACAAAACAACUUUACUUCCUUAAUCAAAACAACUUUUAAUUUUCAACAAAAAAGGGAUGUUUCUUUCCAUUUUUCUUUAAUUUUUGGUUCAUUAAUUGGGGGUGUUACUAUUGUUGGGUUAACUGCUAAUAUUCUUGUUGUUAUUGCUAUUUUGAGUGAUAGAAAAAUGAGAAAAUCUCCAAUGAAUCUUUUAUUGUUAAAUUUGGCAAUAGCAGAUUUACUUUAUUUAUUGGCAUUUACACCUUUCUGGUUAUCCAUGAGUGUUUAUGGAGAUGGGGGUUGGCAUUUUAGUGAUAUGUUUUGUCCGAUUGCCAGAUUUUUUGGAAAUAUAUUUUUAGUAAUUUCAAUACUUACUUAUUUAGCUAUUUGUAUUGAAAGAUAUGUUGCUAUUGUACAUCCUAUAGGUAUAUUUUUACGUUAUAAAAAACCAUCAUCUUUUUAA
Meloidogyne enterolobii is the source of this 728-nucleotide messenger RNA. NCBI's taxonomy places the organism in Eukaryota, Metazoa, Nematoda, Chromadorea, Rhabditida, Meloidogynidae. The record is from the annotation of a GenBank genome assembly.